AUCCGCACAAGGUUGGGAUCUCCAUCACAGCUUCGGUUCUGCGAUGUUCGAUGUACGCUAUCUACGCCUUCUAGGGUUUGCAAACCCCAUGCCUGAACGCUUAUGAAAACAUAGGUUUUGAUUCCAUGGACUUUUGCCUCCGUCGGAAAUGGAUCCUACUACUCACCGGCGCCGCCGGUCUCUCAACUUAUUUCGCAUACCGUAUGAAGAUUGCGAAACUCGCCGGCACCCUCUUCUCCCUCGCUGACGCCGUUUCCUCCACAUCCGACACCGCCAGUCUCAUCUCCGCUGACGUCAACCGCUUUGUUCACUCCGAUUCUAAUGAAAUUCCUUCCAGCCUGAAGCAGCUCUCCAAAAUUGCGUCCUCGGACGAGCUUCCAGGCUCCGUUUCUAGGAUUUUGGAGGCACUGACAGUGGGAAUUGCAAGGGGAACCCGUUCGGCAGAGCAAAACGUUCCUGGUGGGAGGGCUGGGCUGUCUGAUCUGGUCUUGGAUAGGUUCUUCUCCUCUGAGGGAUCCAAUUUCGCCUCUGUCGUUGUCAGGAGUUUCGCCAGGAACCUCGUGAUUUCUUUCUACUCAAAGGGUGCUGAAGGCGGCGGCAGGCGGAAUUCGCCGGCGGGGUUGGGGUGGGUGGAUGUUGUUUGUGCAGAAAAGUGCAAGGAGCUUAUAGCUCACAGCAUUCAGGUGUUUGUAAGUACGGCCGUCGCUGUCUUUCUUGAUAAAACUGUGCAUAUUAAUCCUUAUGAUGAAUUCUUUGCUGGUAUCACAAACCCUAAGCAUGACGCACGGGUGAAUGAAGUGUUAGUUUCAGUCUGCAAUGGUGCCAUGGAAACGCUUGUCAGGACAUCCCACUCAGUGCUUACAAGCCCAUACUCUGACUUAUCGGAGAACAAAGUAGUGAAUUUGGGAAAUGCUAGAAAUAGCUCUUUUGUUUCCAUGAACGGAGAGCACAAUGGUUGGGUCAGCCAGAUUUCUUCGGCAUUGGCAGUUCCAAGCAACAAGAACUUUGUUCUUGAUGUCUCAGGGAGGGUGACAUUUGAGACUGUCAGGUCUGUUACAGAAUUUGCGAUGUGGAAGCUUUCCCAUUGUGUAAAAAUUGGUAUGAGUUCAAUUCGACAAGAAGUUGCUGAUAGAGGCUUGGAAGUGUUGAGAUAUGUUAGCGCUAGGUCUACAGUUAUAGCUACAAUAUGCUUUAUCUUGUGCAUGCAUAUUUAUGCUGGAACGAGGGGUUUGAUGAGGAUUUGAACUCUUUCUGCAACCUUGAUUGUUUAUUUGCCACUGUAAGUUUCCAUGAACCUCUACUCAU
Molecule: messenger RNA, 1305 nt
Organism: Phalaenopsis equestris
Lineage: Eukaryota; Viridiplantae; Streptophyta; Magnoliopsida; Asparagales; Orchidaceae
Product: protein PHLOEM PROTEIN 2-LIKE A10-like
Exons: 1
Coding region: 126-1244 (372 amino acids)
Source: RefSeq, a predicted model, not a curated record